CGGACAAGUUCUGGAUUGAGUUGCGGCAUGUCUAAGGAGCGGCUCGAACUCUCGACGUCUGGGAGUAGGAAAUUCAUGACGCACCCAGGUUGCACGUGAGGGCAUACCGGUCGGAAGGCCAGCCAGCAGCGAGAAGCGCAGCUUCUCAAGCUCAAUCAAGUCCAACUUGAGCUCCGAUCCGUUUCUCAGACUGUGGCUUCUUUCUCUUUUAGCGUUGAGCGGAGGCUUGUGAAGCAGUGAAUACAUUGUGCUCAUAUCGCUCUUCGGAGAGAAGAUGGGAAGCGAAUCCAAUGGCAGAGGCGAGCGAUCACAGUCCAGCGCACCUCCCACGGUCUCGACAUCAGGCCAAGCGUUCAAUCCACCUAGAAUCCAACAGCCUAAGCCACAGGCACUGCCCAAUAGAUCCGGUCCCUCCGCUAUACUUGUCUCUACACGACAGAAAGGAAACCCGAUCUUGAACCAUAUCAAGAUCGUACCUUGGGAAUAUGCGGAUAUUCCGGCCGACUACGUGAUCGGCAACACUAGCUGCGCGCUGUUCUUGUCGCUCAAGUACCACCGCCUACAUCCUGAAUACAUCUACUCGCGCAUACGGCAGCUAGCAGGGAAGUAUCUACUGCGCAUUGUCUUAGUGAUGGUGGAUAUAGCAAAUCAUGAAGAUAGCCUUCGGGAACUGUCUAAGACGUCCCUCAUCAAUAACCUUACAUUGAUGCUGUGCUGGUCUGCACCCGAAGCUGCACACUACUUGGAGCUGUAUAAGUCAUCCGAAAAUUCUCAACCUACAGCUAUUCGCACGCAGCAGGCCCAAUCCUACAAGGAAUCACUAGUCGAAUUUGUGACUACUCCCCGCAGCAUUAAUAAGUCGGACGCUGCGAGCCUAAUCUCCACCUUUGGAAGCCUACAGAACGCGAUCAAUGCGCCGUCAGAGCAGAUAAGCGCGGUCCCUGGAUGGGGAGAAAAGAAGGUCAAGCAAUGGUAUAAUACAGUGAGGGAGUCAUUUCGAGUGGAGUCGAUGAAGAAGGCGAAUGCUCCCAAUAGAGAUAGAAAUCGUCGACUGGCAGAGCUGGAGACUGAGACGGCCGGCGCCUCUUCAAGGUCAAAUGAGGGUCAGGAGCAAUUUGAUGAAGAGUUCUUGCUUGCGGAGUCGGAGUGCAGCAAGCCCGAGAUAUGUGCAGAUAUUAUUGAAGAGCAAAGGUCCCAAGUUGGCGCCCAGUCAGAGGCAAUUGACCAAGGCAUCGUGGUAGCACUGGCAAAGCUUCGUGAGACUGGUGGCUGACGGGACGCUGGGGUUGUGAGUUGAUCUAGCAUAUAUUGACCGCCAGAUCAAUGAAUCGAGCCUCUCAGGCCAUCUCGUGUGGGUGAGCCUCAACCGAGGUCAUAAGUUGAUAGAGAGAGCCGAAAUUGUGAGCCAACACUUCGAGGACUCCCCUCGAUUAGGCAAGGUAUGUAAGCUAUAUUUGAGGUGACUCUCAAACCAGUUCUAUAGCAAAGUGUCCACGGUACUGUACACCUCCAGCCCCCGAUCCGUGAGAGAUGGAAUAAAAAUACCUAGUGUUAGCAUAUU
Molecule: messenger RNA, 1561 nt
Organism: Aspergillus fijiensis CBS 313.89
Lineage: Eukaryota; Fungi; Ascomycota; Eurotiomycetes; Eurotiales; Aspergillaceae
Product: DNA repair protein RAD10
Exons: 1
Coding region: 275-1273 (332 amino acids)
Biological process (GO): meiotic mismatch repair; UV-damage excision repair; nucleotide-excision repair
Cellular component (GO): ERCC4-ERCC1 complex; nucleus; nucleotide-excision repair factor 1 complex
Molecular function (GO): damaged DNA binding; single-stranded DNA binding
Source: RefSeq, a predicted model, not a curated record